CGUGGAACAUGGCUUCCCCAACCAGCCCAGCUCCUUGGCCUUCGACCCCAAGCUGCGCGUCAUGGCCAUCGGCACCAAGUCGGGAGCGGUGAAGAUAUAUGGAGCUCCUGGUGUGGAGUUCACGGGUUUGCACAAGGAGACGGCGACGGUCACCCAGCUGCACUUCCUACCUGGGCAGGGCCGGCUGCUGUCCCUCCUGGAUGACAACACCCUCCACCUGUGGGAGAUCUACCAGCGGAGUGGCUACUCCCACCUGGAAGAGACCCGCAGCUUCGCCCUCCCCGGACGGCCAGGGUUCGACAACGCUAACUCUCCGCCCAGCAUCACCCGGGUGGCGGUGAUCUUGCUGCAGUCCACGUGUGCCACGGCUUGCCUGGGCACGGAAGGGGGUGGCGUCUACUUCCUGGAGCUGCCGGGCCUGACGCUGCUGGAGGACCAGACGCUCUACCAGGACGAGGUCCUGCAGAGCGUCCCCGAAGACUACCGGUGCGGGAAGGCGCUCGGCCCAGUGGAGUCCCUGCAGGAGCACCCCCGCGACCCGGCCCAGAUCCUGGUCGGCUACAGCCGGGGCCUCAUGGUUCUGUGGGACAGGAACACGCGAGAAGUUGGCCGUCUCUUCCUGGGCAACCAGCAGCUGGAGAGCAUGGCUUGGGAGCGCAGCGGCCGGACGAUUGUCAGCUCCCACAGCGACGGCGGCUAUGCGGUGUGGCCGGUGGCGGGCAGCGCCCCCAAGACCCAGCAGCCCGCCACCGCCACGAUUCCUUACGGACCGUUCCCAUGCAAAGCGAUAAAUAAGAUCAUGUGGCAGACGUGUGAAUCGGGGGGCCACUACAUCAUCUUCAGCGGCGGGAUGCCCCGGGCGAGCUACGGGGACCGGCACUGCGUCACCGUCCUGCAAGGCCAGACCCUGGUGACCCUGGACUUCACCUCGCGCGUCAUCGACUUCUUCACCGUGUGCGGCACAGAGGUAGAGGAGGAAUUCGACAACCCAACCGCCUUGGUGGUCCUGGUGGAGGAAGAGCUGGUGGCGAUCGACCUGCAGACCCCGGGCUGGCCCACGAUCCCCGCCCCCUACCUGGCCCCGCUCCAUUCCUCCGCCAUCACCUGCUCCUGCCACAUCUCCAACAUCCCGCUCAAGCUCUGGGAGAGGAUCAUCAGUGCGGGGGAGCAGCAGAGCCCCCGGCUCUCCUCGGUGAACUGGCCCAUCAACGGAGGGCGGAAUCUCGCCCAGGAGCCGACGCAGAGGGGGCUGCUCUUGACCGGCCACGAAGACGGCACCGUGCGGUUCUGGGACGCGUCAGGAGUGUCCCUCAAGCCCUUGUACAAGCUGGGCACGGCCAACAUUUUCCAGACGGACUGCGACCACAACGACAGCUUGAACCAGGCCUGCGAGGAGGAGUGGCCCCCUUUCCGGAAGGUGGGAUGCUUUGACCCGUACAGCGAUGACCCCAGGCUGGGCAUACAGAAGGUGGCUCUCUGCAAAUACACGGCCAAGAUGGUGGUGGCCGGCACAGCGGGGCAGGUGCUGGUGAUGGAGCUGGCCGACGAGCCGUCGCAGCAUGCGAUCAGCGUGGCCGUGCUGGACCUCCUCCAGGACCGCGAGGGCUUCACCUGGAAGGGCCACGACCGGCUGGCCCCCAAGAACGGCGCCCUGCCCUUCGCCCCCGGCUUCCAGCCCACAGGGCUGGUGCAGUGCAUGCCCCCCGCCGCCGUCACGGCCGUCACGCUGCACUCGGAGUGGAACCUGGUGGCCUUUGGGACCAGCCACGGCUUCGGGCUCUAUGACUACUACCGGAGGAACCCCGUGCUGGCCAGGUGCACGCUGCACCCCAGCGACUCCCUGGCCAUGGAGGGCCCCCUGUCCCGCGUGAAGUCGCUCAAGAAGUCCCUGCGCCAGUCCUUCCGCCGGAUCCGCAAGAGCAGGGUGUCGGGCAAGAAGAGGGCCAACGCCAGCAGCCCCUCCAGCAAGCUGCAGGAAGCGAACGCCCAGCUGGCCGAGCAGCCCGGCCCCCACGAUGUCGAGAUGACCCCUGUCCAGCGGCGGAUCGAGCCCCGGUCUGCAGACGACUCGCUCUCCGGGGUGGUGCGCUGUCUCUACUUCGCGGACACCUUCCUCCGAGACGCCAUGCACCACGGCCCCACCAUGUGGGCCGGCACGAACUCCGGCUCCGUGUUCGCGUACGCCCUGGAGGUCCCCUCGCAGGAGAAGUUUUCGGAGCGCUCUGUGGAGGCCGUCCUGGGGAAGGAAAUCCAGCUCAUGCACAGAGCGCCCGUGGUGUCGAUCGCGGUCCUGGAUGGCCGGGGGAACCCGCUGCCGGAGCCGUACGAGGUCUCGCGGGACCUGGCCAAAGCGCCCGACGUGCAGGGCACCCAUUCCGUGCUCAUCGCCUCCGAGGAGCAGUUCAAGGUGUUCACGCUGCCCAAAGUGAGUGCCAAGACCAAGUUCAAGCUGACGGCGCACGAGGGCUGCCGGGUGCGCAAGGUGGGGCUGGUGCACUUCGCCAGCGCCGCGUCCGAGGACUACGCCGAGCACGGCCUGGCCUGCCUCACCAACCUGGGCGACAUCCACGUCUUCACGGUGCCGGCUCUGCGGCCCCAGGUCCACUACAGCUGCAUCCGCAAGGAGGACAUCAGCGGCAUCGCCUCCUGCGUGUUCACCAGGCAGGGGCAAGGCUUCUACCUGAUCUCCCCAUCGGAGUUUGAGCGGUUUUCCCUGAGCACCAGGAAUAUCACGGAGCCGCUGUGUGUGCUGGACACGAGUCGUGGCCAGGAUGCCACGUGUCUCGGGAACAACUUCCCGGCAACGCCAAAACUCAGCCAGGCCAACGGGACGCACCUCCCGCGAGGCUCGGAGGCCAGCCGCUCGCUCACGAGCAGCGACCGGUCCCCCGAGGAGCUGCAGGCGUCCUUCUGCCCCACGCCGGUCGACUCGCCCAGCAACAGCAUCGACACCCCUCUGGACGCCUCCGGGGACAUCACCACCGAGGAAGUCAAGGAUUACCUGGUGCCCUCCGAGGAAGCAGAGAGAAACCUAAGAAACAUAAAUGAGGAUGAGGCUCGCUCUGCAGGGAUCCUGAUUAAAUGAGAGACACCCACGGUCCAGUGGACUCGCUCCGGCACUUGGAACCCCUCGAAUGAGACUUCCCUCGGACAACCAGUGGUUGGCCCAGCCUCUCCUCCUCCUCCUCCCCCCAGAGACCCCCUCCCACAUUUUUUACUAAGUGUCAUAAAGUUUUUCUAACACGUGGCCUCGCGAAGCCUCCGCGCUGGAAUCUUCGUCGCCACCUCUCCCUUGGUACCUCUGCACGAUCGCGGCUUUUCUUGACGGAAAGGAAACUGUGUGCCAACCUCCAGCAGGACCAAGUUGUGUCUAUUCUUCUUCCUUUGCACAAAAACACUAAAAACCCUUAAUCUUUUUGGUUUUUUUUUUAAGCAAAACCAGACACAAACUGUAGGUGACAGGGACCGAUGCAUAAGUGACUAGACCUGCUAAGACUGAACCAGAGUCUCCAAGCUGGGGCUGAACUGGCGUCUCUUGGCAGCAUUUUGUGCCGAAAGGGGACUUUUAUGCACCGUCGGUGGAGGACCAUUUUACUCUCGGGAGCACCGGGCGCCUCCUUGGGGCCCCCUGGACCGACCGGGCUGCCGGAGCCUCGCCUCUUGCCAGCUGAUCUUAGUUCCCGCCAAGGAUGUUCUCUUACGUGCUUUCCCAUCCUCCUGCAGUGCCCCUGACGCUCGAAAUGCCCGUUCGCACCUUGCCCAGCCUGAUGGCGAAGGUGGAAAAUGCCCGCCUCUCCCUGGCUGCAGGCAGGACUUUGUGGCCAAACCUGCCCGGAAGGACUCCCGCGGUCCCUUGCAAUGCCGAUGGAAAGCGUCCGCCCCGCCUCCUUUUCCGGCUCGGAGCGGCCGCAUGACGGCUGGGCUGAGUGACCCUCUCGGGCCCCUGCCUGCGCUCGCUUCCGCUCCUUCCCCGCCCGAGGUGUGUUCUGCGGAGUGGGGGGCUUGCCAUUCGCUGCACCUCAGAAGCUCCGUCCGGCGGGUCCUUCUCUCCCCGUGCGAAGCUGUUCUCGCCUGCCCGGAGACCUCAUCGGAGCAAACGCUGCCUGGGAACUUCGUCUCGUCCUGGAAACGCCCGCGGGGGCCCUUGCUGUGCUCUUCUGCCAGGUCCUCCGUUCUGGCAGCGCGGUGCUUUCCAGGCUGGGGUCGCCCGGCGUUGGGGACCCCACGGCGCCUUAAACGUGUGCUUCUCCGCCACCGCCCUUCCGCUGCGCUGCAGCACUCUUCGCCUUAGCUGCGUGUGGGGGGCCCCGCAGAGACCGCGAUGGGGGGCUGUGGUCCCGCCCCUGCGCUGCCCGUCCACCCCAGCCGCCCGAGCCGAAGGCAAGGCCUGCUGGAGCCGCGGGGGCAGCCAGCCCCCGAUCUUCGGCCUCCCGUGAGAUUUGGGUUAAUGUGUUCUGACAAGGUGCCUCCGCCUUCCCCUUUCCCAGAAUUGCGGCUCACACAUUUUACAGGGGCAGUGGGGCUUUCCUGUCUUGAGUGGCCAUCAAGUCCUGCAGCUUGCGGGCCUCGCUCCCACAAGCGGGACGGCUAAGCACACCCGGAGCAUCCCGUGUCGGUACAUGCGCUUUUGCGGACUGUCGGCCAGGGGCAGGAUUGCCAUCUGGGCACAGGGCGCCAAAAACGGCCUUGCAAGUCUCGGGCGCCUGUUGGAAACCCUUGUAUGCCUCUCUGGCGGUGGAACGACGGAAAAACACCUGCUGCGCACUUGGAGUGUUGGGAGCCCAAGCCGAAGCGGCCAUGUGAGCUUCGCAGCCUUCCCCGCUUCGAUCUGCUCCCCGGCACAUCCUCUUCCUCUCGAAGACCCCCGGGAAGAGCCCUCCCCGAGCAGGGGGCCUGCAGCCGUGCUCGAGCGCGGGCCCCCAAGCCGGGGUGUUCUGGGGGCUGCAGCGAAGGCCUCUGUGGGGUCCCAGACAGGAAGGUGCCCAGAAGCAUUUGGACGCGUCGGAAUGACUGAGCAGGUGCGGCCGCAUCCCGCUUGGCGCCCGUUCCCUUGCCCAGCUUUGCUCCCGCAAUAACAAAUCGCCAAGUUUGCUUUCGAGGCCUGGCCCCAGUUUAUCUUCAAAUCCCAACUUUGGAGCAGUUUCUCGGCUACCGGCUGGACUUGCUGCGGGAUGCUCUUAAGAGGCAGUGUGUUUCCAUGGCCCUGAGGGUCGGAGGACCACCAGACCGGGCCUGCCUUGUCCCCCGUCACAGCCAGAAACUGUCUUUUGCCUUGCGGUGCUUUUGAGGUUUUUUGGAGGGGGGUUUGGCUGGCAGAGAUGGCAGCAAGUUGGAUUCCCUGAAUUUGUUCAUUCUGCAAGGGCUUCAGCCGAGAGAUGCGCCUGCCUGCCUGCCUUCGUAGGGAAACCCUCUUUCCCCCAGUGCUCAUUUUCCCGAAAAGAUUCUGCCUUAUCCUUGGAAGCGUCUUGCUCGGUUUUCCUUUUGCAUUGCCUCCGAACACGUGGACUCUUGCAGGCCGACUUGUGCCAGAUGCGGCCUCGCCGGCAAAGCGCGGGGCAGCUUCCCUUCCGGCCUUCGCUCGACCAGCUCCUGCGGUUUGCGGCAGCAGGACUCCCCCCCCCGACCUUCGGUCCCCCCCCCCGAUGCUUCUGUGCCAAGGCAGGGCUGGCUGAGAGCCACUUCAGGGCCAAGAGGGGGGGGAAAUCCAGCUGGACAGCAGGCAAGGACAGCCGGCCCAGUCUGUCCUCCGGACUGGGACGGACCCAGCUGGCCCUGCCUCGAUCGGCGCGAGAGUCUUAAAUACGGGGAGCCCCGCCUUGGGUUGGGGGGCCACCUCCUCCUCUGCCACGAUUGGGGUUUUGCAGGGGGGACAUCCUGCCACUCCCCCCCCCCACAUGUGGGACCCCGGCCCCAUUGAAGACAGUGUGGGGGCUUCGAAUACGUCGGUACGGUUCGCAUCCUGCCCCCUCGCGUGCGGGCGUGUGAAUGAUGGGUGUGUGAGUUGCGUGUGCCUGGUGGGUGAGGGGGGGCAGCCCUUAGUCAAAACGGUGUCUUACUUUUUUUUCCUUUUGGCAGAUCGAAUUGGGGAGGGGAGGGGAAGGGAGGGGGUUAGUUUCCUGGCUAGAAUGUGCCCUUCUUGGUGGGACUUUUUUGGGGGUCCAGGUAAUGGAUUUAGCUUUGUUUAGUUAUUAAUACAGGUUUUUAAUAAAGGGAAAAAAAUAAAGCAUUUAAUACUGUAA
Molecule: messenger RNA, 6239 nt
Organism: Varanus komodoensis (Komodo dragon)
Lineage: Eukaryota; Metazoa; Chordata; Lepidosauria; Squamata; Varanidae
Gene: LLGL1
Product: LLGL scribble cell polarity complex component 1
Exons: 22
Coding region: 62-3085 (1007 amino acids)
Biological process (GO): regulation of Notch signaling pathway; regulation of establishment or maintenance of cell polarity; establishment of spindle orientation
Cellular component (GO): cortical actin cytoskeleton; cytoplasm; plasma membrane
Molecular function (GO): myosin II binding; GTPase activator activity
Source: RefSeq, a predicted model, not a curated record